This is a messenger RNA of Paramecium sonneborni, 391 nucleotides long. The record is from the annotation of a GenBank genome assembly. NCBI's taxonomy places the organism in Eukaryota, Ciliophora, Oligohymenophorea, Peniculida, Parameciidae.
AUGCUAAAUCAAAAGGCAAAAUCAGAUCCAUAAUUGAAUAAAUUAGAGUCUUGUUAUAAUUCUCUUGAGAAGGCAUAAUAAAUGAAUCUAUUAGUACCUAAUCUUAAAGUAUAUUAUAAAAUUUACUAGUUUCAAACUUUAAAUAAUCUAGCUUUAAAUCACUAAAAAAUUUAUUAACCCAAAAGAUCUUUAAAUUACUUGAAUUAACCAUUAAAGAUUGAAUAUACGUAAUUUAUAAUUAUUUAAAUUAAGAUAAAAUUUUAAUUCAUCCCUAUUAAAUACUUAUUUAAAUAUAGGUGCCAUUUAAUCAAUUUAGAAUGCCAUUACAUUACACUUUAAAUAUAUAAAAUUAAUUGAAUCUUUUUAAAUUAAAGAGUAAUUUAUUAUCUGA